Ylistrum balloti is the source of this 6510-nucleotide messenger RNA. RefSeq names its product piwi-like protein 1. Gene Ontology annotation, biological process: regulatory ncRNA-mediated gene silencing. The transcript is spliced from 20 exons. Gene Ontology annotation, molecular function: protein binding; piRNA binding. Bases 86 to 2962 code for a protein of 958 amino acids. The record is from RefSeq and is a predicted model, not a curated record. Lineage: Eukaryota; Metazoa; Mollusca; Bivalvia; Pectinida; Pectinidae. Gene Ontology annotation, cellular component: P granule.
UAGCGCGAGUACAGAGUUGCUGUGUUUGUACACAAAAUGUGUUUGAAGAUAAUCUAAUGUAGAAGUUAGAUAUUGAAAACAACCCAUGGCGUCUGGAGGAUAUGGGCGAGGGGGACGCGGUGCUGCCCUUCUUGAGGCCCUAAAUGCACCUGUAAGAAAGCCUGGUGGAAUGGAAGAGAAGCUAGCUCCUUCAAAGGUAUCCCAGCCAGGUAUACUGCAGACCAAGUCACAACCACCUGAGCCACCUGUGGCUAGCCAACCACCACCUCCCAAGUCUAUAGCCAGGGGUAGAGGUGCUUUGGGACUCCUGGCAUCUGCAGCAGGUCGAGGAAUCCUCCCUCCAAAAGCACAGCCAGCAGGAACAACACCAGCAGUGACCCCAACAGAAACAAGUGUACAGCCAAGAGGAGUAGAGGCUCUGUUUAGACUCACGUCUGGAAGAGGUGGCAUGAUGGCUGCAGCUGCUGCUAAUGGUGGACAACAAACCGGCCUGGGCCAGCCUUUACAACAAAUGCCCUCUAAACAGUCACCACCUGCUAGUCUUGGUCAGUCUCCUCCUGCAACACAACAGGCAACAGUUAAGGCACCAGCUCCAGUGGCAAGUAUGGGCAAGGCUUCAGGGGAAAGGGCGCCGCUCACAAGUAGAUUUAACAGCAUGUCAUUAGAUCGUGAUGAGGUGGUUCACCGACCAGGUUCAGUCGGUAAACAUUUGUUGUUGUCAGCAAACUACAUCAAGCUACGCUGUCUCAACUCAGGGGUAUACCAGUAUCAUGUAGAUUUCAGUCCCCAAGUGGACUCUAAAAACAUGAGGUUCAAGAUGAUGAGUGAGCUGAAAGAUAUCAUAGGAAGUACAAAAGCCUUCGAUGGUAGCAUACUCUACCUGCCUAUUAAACUCCCAAAUCAGGAAACUGUAGCACACUCAACAAGGCUGACUGACAAUGUGGACAUCACAAUCACAAUUAGACUGACCAAGGUGGUGGCUCCAGAGGCUUGUGUGCCACUCUACAACAUAAUCUUCAGAAAGAUAAUGAGAAUUCUGGAGAUGGUGGAGGUUGGCAGAUAUUAUUACAACCCAAAGACACCAUCAGCAGUCCCACAGCACAAGUUGGAAGUAUGGCCUGGUUACAUAACAUCAGUGUGUGAAAACGAAGGUGGAUUGAUGUUACUGGCUGAUGCUAGUCAUAGAGUCCUGCGCACUGAAACUGUGUUGCAGAUGUUGCAUACCAUACUACAAAGGAAUCCGCAGAGUUUCCAUGAUGUGUGCAAUCGUACCUUGAUAGGGACCAUUAUCCUGACACGGUAUAACAAUAAAACCUACAGAAUAGAUGACAUCCUGUGGGACAAAUCACCCCAGCACACAUUUACUUGUGGCAACACCGGUGAACCAAUGACUUUCAUAGAGUAUUACAAGAAAGCCUAUAACAAAACCAUAUCUGAUCAUGAACAGCCUCUUCUACUUCACAGACCUAAGAGGAAAACUCUACCAGGGAAUAAAGAGGCAAAGUCUGAGGCUAUUUGUCUGAUUCCUGAGUUAUGUUAUGGCACAGGACUCACUGAUGAACUCCGAAAUGACUUCAAAGUUAUGAAGGACAUUGCAUGUCAUACGAGAGUGACACCAAAUCAAAGAAACCUGACCAUGAAGAAAUUCAUAGACAGUGUUAAUGGAAAUCCAGAUGCCAAGAAGGAACUGUCAAACUGGGGAUUAGAGCUAAUGAAUGAUACACUAAGUAUGGAUGGUAGAUUGCUUCCCCAAGAAAACAUCAUCUAUAGAAAUUACAAAAGUUUGGCUGGUCCAAAUGCUGACUGGGGCCGUGAUGUCACCAAACAGCACGUGAUAACGGCAGUACCUCUCAAGAACUGGGUUGUACUAUACACAAAGAGGGAUGGGACUAAAGCUUCAAACUACAUUAAACAGAUGCUCCAGUGUUGUCCGCAGAUGGGCAUAGAAUGUCAUCCUCCAGUUCGGUUUGAGCUACACGACGACCGAACAGAAACAGUGAUAAGAACUCUGAGAGAGAACAUUAACCCAUCUAUUCAGAUGGUGGUGAUUAUCUGCCCUACUAGUCGAGAUGACCGAUACUCAGCAAUUAAGAAGCUGUGUUGCUCGGAAUGCCCUGUUCCUUCUCAGGUCAUCAUUGCCAAAACGAUCAUGAGAGAGGAUAAACUGAGGAGUGUUACUCAAAAGAUAGCAUUGCAGAUUAAUUGUAAGAUGGGAGGAGAACUCUGGGCAUUGGAAAUUCCAAUGAAAAAGCUGAUGGUGAUCGGGAUAGACGUUUAUCAUGAUGCUGCCAAAGGUAAGAGGUCAAUCGCAGGAUUUGUUGCCAGCACCAACCCCCAGUGUACCACCUGGUACAGCAGAGUGUGCUUUCAGAUGCCAGGUCAAGAACUUGUGGAUGGCCUCAAACUGUGUCUCAUCUCAGCCAUUAGAAAGUACCAUGAAGUGAACCAUGUGUUCCCUGAGAAGAUUAUUGUAUUCAGGGAUGGUGUGAGUGAUGGACAACUCCAGUUUGUGUCUGGUCAUGAGGUGGAACAGCUGAAGGGUUGUUUUAGUCAAUUUGGAGAGGAUUACCAGCCCCGCCUGGGAGUAGUUAUUGUCCAGAAGCGUAUCAAUUCAAGAAUAUUCCUUAAGGGUAAUCAUGAGAUGGAGAAUCCACCAUCAGGAACUGUUGUUGAUCACACCAUCACGAGAAGGGAAUGGUAUGACUAUUUCCUUGUGUCCCAGCAUGUAAGACAAGGUACUGUGUCUCCUACCCAUUACAUAGUGGUACAUGACAGCACAAACCUCAAGCCAGACCACAUGCAGCGACUAUCUUACAAAAUGACCCAUUUAUAUUAUAACUGGCCAGGAACUAUCAGAGUUCCAGCACCUUGUCAGUAUGCUCACAAACUUGCCUACCUGGUGGGACAGAACAUUCACAAGGAACCUGCACCUGAGCUAUCAGACCGACUCUUCUUCUUGUAAACAUAGUCCCACAACAAAAAGUACCUCAUAAAUCUUCUUUUAACAUGCAAGCAGCAUGAGGGAACAAACAGAUCCAUGUUACUGAUCUUAAUUAUCCCAAAUCACUUAGGGAAAAAUUUGUUUUAGAUGAACAUAAAAAUGAGAUCCAGUUCCAAAUAAAGUGUUUUGCCUGGCUAGAAUAACAUCCCUGGUGUCCUGAUUUAUGUGGAGCAUCAUCAAUACAGACAAUCGUACAUUUUUAUGGCAAAGCUGUUUGGACAAAUCUGAUGAGUUUUUGUGCAAUUUUUGUAACUAUAAUAUAUUUACACAUCACCUGUUGGGCUGGAUGAUGUAUUUGUUUGAUUUCAUUGAAAGUAAAACACAUUAAUAUGAUCCAUUUAAACUUGAAUGCCAGGAGCUACAUGACGGAUGAACAUGAUAAAGUGCAAUUACAGUAGGUGUGUCCUAACCAGCCCUUUGGUGCUAUUUAAUAUGGGAAACCUAACACUGCCAGAUAUCUUGUUCCUCAGGUGAAUGUAUGUCCACUUUGCUGAACCACAAUAGGAUAAGAUCCGGCUACCAUGUAUUUAGUUGAUCUUUUCCUUAUGUGGUUGCAAGAUUGUCUUCUUCAGCAAAUUGUUUUCAUGUCUUGGUUUUUUGAAAAUUCAUGACAUGUUUAAAGUGAGAUGUCUGGAUAUAGGUAUUUUGAUAUCUCAAGUUUGUGUGUCCUGGUCUUCAGCGAAGACUAAUCCAAUAUGCAGCUACCUACCAUUGUGACUUUUAUAUCUGUGAUAAAGACAAUCAUAGUUAUCAUUUAUUAACAUUGCUACCUACCAUUAUGACUUGUAUUUCUGUAAUAUCUUACAAUUUAUUAGCAUUGCUACCUACCAUUAUGACUUGUAUUUCUGUAAUGUCUAAGCAUUUGUAAGCAUUGCUACCUACCAUUAUGACUUUAUUUCUGUAAUGUCUAAGCAUUUGUAAGCAUUGCUACCUACCAUUAUGACUUCUGUAAUAUCUUAGCAUUUAUAAGCAUUGCUACCUACCAUUAUGACUUCUGUAAUAUCUUAGCAUUUAUAAGCAUUGCUACCUACCAUUAUGACUUCUGUAAUAUCUUAGCAUUUAUAAGCAUUGCUACCUACCAUUAUUACUUGUAUUUCUGUAAUAGUAACAUCAUGUUUAGCAUUUAUUAACAGAAGUGUGAUGUCAUCACUCCACAUAUUACUGUCACUCUGCUAUGGAACAUGUAUAAGCCUAUUUCAUAUUUGUAAUUUUAUCGAUUUCAUUUCUUAUUAGCAUCAUUAAUUUACAUACAUAUUAAUAAAAAUAUGAGUUUUGUUUCCACUACGAUUACUGUAAAUAGAGACCUAGUGCAAUUGCUUCUCUACUCAAUAAUCAAAUUAACCAAAUGUUUUAUUUGUGUUCAUAAUAUCUUUUAGGGAAGCCCAUGUUUCAACUUUUCACAAGCAUGCCUUAGUAAUGCAGUUCAACUUUCAAAAAUAAUGUCUCUGUCAAUGUCUGUUACUUGACAUUCUGAUAAUCUAACAUAAGGUAUUUGAAAUUAUCUUCUGGAAGUCUUGCAUGGAAUGGAGAGAAUUUUUACUGGAAUAGUUAAAGCGGUACAACUGAUUGAAGUGAGGUUUUGUAGAUUUUUGGCCAAAACAGUCAUGAGUCUUGCAGUGGGGUCUCUGCCAGUUGAUCACAGUUGACAAAACCUUUGUGUUUAGUCAGAACACGGUAAUUAGAUCAGGUGGUGUAAAUAAGAGGGAGGAAUGAUCAAGAUUCAGCAUUAUUCAAGAACUAUGAAAGCAAGGAAUGUAUCAAUGAAGGAAAAAGUGAAAAUGUUGAGUAUUCUUUGGAUGUGUUAAACUAAAUUGAAUUGUUCACUUGGUUUAGACAUGUCAACAGCAGUUAAAAUAUUUCAAAAACUGGCUGUAAUAUCAAUAAACUCAAGUGUGAUUGAGUUUAACCCUUAAUACUGAUGUAAAUGUACUGUCUGCCAAAACUAGUCGUUGUUAUGCUCCAGCCUUUUUCUGGGUUUAUCUAUGCAAUCAAUUUUGUUUGUAAAAUGUCCAGGCAGACAUAUUUGUAAUUUUGGACUUUUCCAUAAUUAAUAAUGUAGGAGGGUCUAUGUCGUCUUUAUUCCCUAUGUUGAGCAUAUGAAGGGCACUUUUCAAAGCCUGCAACCAUAAUUAAAAAUGUGUGUAUGAGGGUAAACUGAUCUGAACUUGACCCCAACAAAUGAUAAAUGCCUCUUUCCUAACUAAUUACGGAAUAGUCCUGGAGUGUCAUUUUAUUCUUAAUUUAAAUAUGUGGUUCAAAAUUUUAAACUGUGUACAUGUAUGUUUUACCAGUUAAUAUUUUAUGUUCAGUGCACAUAGCAUUGUUAGUGAAACUAUGAUGUUGAUAAUAGUUGUCUUGUUAUAGUACUUUCUAAUGAUUUUUUAAAGUUCUAUCAGUGUUGUGAACAUUUUUGUUAGCAUUUUGUUAGGUAAUAUAUAUUUUCAAGGGAAAAACAUCUGUCGAUUAUAUAUUAGCUUGUGUUUAAAUAAAAUAAAGGUGGGAAAAGAGAAAAUACUGACCAAAUUGAAAUAUUUCUUUACACUUUUCUUUUACAAAAUUGUAGUACAAAAUUUGAAUUCACAAUUUGGAAACAGCUUUUUUCCUGGGGAUUUGCAAUUUAAAUCGGAAACUAAACAAAGAAACAAAUCUUUAGAACAAUAAAAUAAAUUCUUCAGCUGAUCGAUGCUUAAGAAACUAUGCCCCCUCUUUUUUUCCAAAGAUGAGCAAACCCUUUCAGAAGUUUUGUAAACAUAUAAGUCUUAAUGAAGCAACUGUAUAACACUUUUCAGGAAAAAUAAACGAAAUUUUUUUGGUGACCAGUAGCAAUUUAAUUUAUGGUAUCAUAAAAAUCUUGAAACAAUUUGUCAAUUUGGUGAUCAAAUUUGCAGAUUAUGUGGCAUAUGUUUUAACACUAUAUUUAUGCUACAUUUUAAUAACAGUCUUAUAUUUUGAUAUUUGAUGGACAACCAUGAACGCUACUUGAAACUUGGGUUUUAGAUUCAAAAUGUACUACAGUAAACAACUCAUGUAUUGGUUUCACAGAUACGUUUUACCCAAUUCAUGUCCCAACUUUGUCCUCUCUACUUGACUUUUGGCUACCUUUAAAAAAACAUUGUCCAACACAAAUUGCAAUUGUUGUCCUCACCUUUUAUUGGAAAGAACAAAAACAUCCCCUGCUCAAAAACCUUGAUCCUCACAGUUUUCCCUGACAUAAGUUAUACUGGUCAAAGUUAAUUUGCUCAUCAAUGGAAUUUUUUGGGGAAAAAACAAAACAAAAUAAUCUUGACUGAUACGAGUCAAAAGUGUGAAAUAAUACUCGGGUUCUAACAAAUAUUUGAUAACCAAAAGGAUAUUUGAAAGAUGACUCACCUUAGUUUUCAGUUAAUUAGAAGUUAUUCUUUGAAAUUUUAGGGGAUUUGUUAAAAGCUUCUAAAAAUUCUAUUGGUGUGCACUGAAGAGUUGUUUGAACCAUUCUUUUGUAUUGAUGAAAGUAUGGAAUAAAAGUUAUU